CCUUUGUAGUCCCUCCGGCCUGGGCAACCCUUUCCUUAGGAGAGAGGAUGGCAUAAGGAGGAGCACGGGACCUUUCAGCGAUCGUAAAAGCUGCCUCGGAGCCCAGAGUGAAGAUGCAGGAGGAAGACACAGCCAGCCCUGAAGCCAUCAAGGUUGGAAGCCAUGGGGGAUUCUGGGAACGGACCACUCAGACGAUCCUGGCCGGGAACACCCUGGGCUCACACAUUCAGCGCAAGCGCUUCAGGCAUUUCCGCUACCAGGAGGCCGAGGGACCCCGAGAGGUUUGCAGCCGACUUCACGACCUUUGCUGUCAGUGGCUGAAGCCUGAAAGGCAUACAAAGGCCCAGAUGCUGGACCUGGUGGUCCUGGAGCAGUUCUUGGCUAUCCUCCCCCCGGAGAUGGAGAGCUGGGUCAGGGAAUGCAGAGUGGAGAGCACUUCCCAGGCGGUGGCCCUGGCGGAAGGCUUCCUCUUGAGCCAGGCUGAGGGGAAGAGGCAGGAAGAGGAGCAGGUGGAGGGACGGAGAGGAGUGACCAACAGCAUGCCCAAGACAGAGAAGGCUCUGCUGGAUCUCACACAGAGUCUGCAGUCCAUGCGGAUGAUGCCAGAGGGGAGCGGAAAAGUCGCUUCCCCAGGUGGUGAAAUGACCCUGGAGCUUCCUUCCAGCCUUUCUCCUCGUUGUGAUGGUGGUGAAACUAUGGCAGUGAAGUCACCUGAUCAGGGCCCAGUGACCUUUGAGGAGGUGGCUGUGUAUUUCAUGGAGGAGGAAUGGGCUCUGCUGGAUCCUGGCCAAAGAGUUCUGCACAGAGAGGUCAUGGAGGAGAAUUAUGAAACUCUGGCCUCUCUAGAAUCACACAAACCAGACCUCCUCUCCUGGCUGGAAGAAGGGAAAGAGCCAUUUGUCUGGAGUUCAGAGGAAGGGGAGAGAUUUGCAGGUACCUGCUCAGCCGGUAAUGGGCAAAACAAUGAGAAUUACAGGGAGCUGUCUGUGUCAUCACUGGAAACAACUAAGCAAAAGUCGGGAAAAGGACUGUUUAGUUUCUCUUAUGCGUCUUUAGUUCCCUUUAAUUUCCAAUCAGAUAACGGGACAAAGGAGUCCUCUACUCCUCAGGGUCCUCACAUACAUGAACUCCUGAUCCCAGAAGAACAUCAGACAGGGGAGGCAAAAGAAAAAUCUGCAAUGUCUGGUAAAAUAUUCAGAGAUGAAUCCAACACAAAUGGGCAUCACAGAACUCAUCGAGGGGAGAAACUUUAUAAAUGCGCAGAAUGCGGGAAAAGUUUUGGUGACAAUCUUGAUCUUCAUGCACAUCGAAGAACCCACGAAGAUGAAAAACCAUACAAAUGCAUGUUGUGUGGGAAAAGCUUCAGCCAAAGCUGUAACCUUUCAUCGCAUCAAAGAACUCACACUGGGGAGAAACGCUAUAAAUGCAUAGAGUGUGGGAAGAGCUUCAGCCGUAGCAAUACCCUUAUUUCACAUCAAAGAACCCACACCGGGGAGAAACCGUACAAAUGCAUGGUGUGUGGGAAAAGCUUCAGCCAAAGCUGUAACCUUACAUCACAUCAAAGAACUCACACAGGGGAGAAACCGUACAGAUGCAUAGAGUGCGGGAAGAGCUUCAGCCGUAGCACUACCCUUAUUUCACAUCAAACAACCCACACAGGAGAAAAGCCGUAUAAAUGUAUGGAGUGCGGAAAGAGCUUCAGCAGUAGCGAAAGGCUGAAUAGACAUCAGAGAACUCACACAGGAAAAAAACAUCUUGAUAUAUGGAGUGUGGAAAAAGCUUCAGUUGGACAGCAUAUAUUGGGCAUCAAAGAAUGCACACAGGAGAGAAACCAUUUAAAUGCUUGGAUAUCUUACUAAACAGUAAAGACGUCAAACCGUACAAA
Molecule: messenger RNA, 1885 nt
Organism: Rhineura floridana
Lineage: Eukaryota; Metazoa; Chordata; Lepidosauria; Squamata; Rhineuridae
Product: zinc finger protein 287-like
Exons: 6
Coding region: 114-1859 (581 amino acids)
Biological process (GO): regulation of transcription by RNA polymerase II
Molecular function (GO): DNA-binding transcription factor activity; RNA polymerase II cis-regulatory region sequence-specific DNA binding
Source: RefSeq, a predicted model, not a curated record